AUGUCUUCCGCGCAAUCACAUCAACACCGAGAAAGAGGAGGACAAAACGGAGGAGGCGACCCGUUCUCGUCCGAAUCGUUCGACCCGAUCGAUUUCAUCAACGCCAUCUUCCCUUCUUCUUCAUGCGAGAGCAGCGGGGCUUCUCUCUCCGCGCACGACGAGUUCAAUGAUGCCAACAUACACGACACGAACACCGACACCGGUGGGGGAAAAUCAUCAUCGAAUCGUACGAACACGAAUGAUGCUUUCGCGUUGCUCGAACAAAAGCUGAGACGCGCGUCGCGACAAAUGGAUAAAGACGUCCGAAAAUCCAUCCGGGACAGAUCGAUUGCCGGUGAACGCGUGGCGAGCGACGUCGCGCUCGCCGAAAACGCCGCGGAACAGUUGCAUGUGAAAAUGGUGCAGCUUUCGCUCGAUUGCGAACGCGCGUACGAAAGGUCGAGGGAUAUUUCGAGAGACGUGGGGAAACUGGACGCGUGUAAGAAACGAUUACAGAAAGCGAUCACAUCUUUACGGAGAUUAUCGAUGUUUGUGUCGGCGACGUCGCAGUUGGAAACGAUGUGUCAUCGGAGGAAUUAUCGGGAGGCGGCGCACUUGUUAGAAGCGGUUGGGCAGUUAUCGCAACACUUCGCGGAGUACGGCGACGUGCCGAAGAUUCAAAGGUUGAGGGCGAAGUACGAGGAAAUCGCGAGUGGGUUGAAGACGGCGGUGUUCGAGGACUUUGCGACGUUGUGGCAACCGACGAUUUUGAUGAACGAUCCGAACGCGUUUCGGACGUUAUCGGACGCGUGCUUAGUCGUGGACGCGUUGGAGCCGAGGGUGAGGGAGGACGUCGUCGGGAGGUUGACGAGUAAAGAAUUGGCGGAAUACGCGGCGAGUUUUGCGAGCGAGAGGAAUAACGUGGAGAGUGUAGAUAGGAGGUGUAAUUGGAUCGCGAAGAGGGUGAGGGAGAAGAGCACGGCGUGGGGGGUGUUUCCAGAGCGGUGGGCGGUAGCGAGAUUGUUCGCGGCGAGUUUGUGUAAAAUGACCAGAGCGUUCGUGACGGAAGCUUUGGAUAAUAAGAAGGAAAUGAUGCGCGCUGAAUACGGCAAUAAUAAUAUUAAUACUAUUAACGGAAGCGUAGACGAUGUGAACGCGUUAUCGCAACAGAACUCGGACGACGCGCAGGUGUUGUUGAUGGCGUUGAGGAGGACGCUUGAGUUUGAAGCGGAAUUGGACGAGACGUUUGGGAACGGCGAAAAAAGGUCUUCGUCUUCGUCGUCGACCUCGUCGGACGCGACGAACGCUAAGGGCGUCUCGUUACAGGAAGGAGAAACGAGUUUAGAUGGUGAAACCGCCUCAGCCGUGCGAGAACGCGCCGAGCGCGAACGUAAACAAAGAGAUUUAAACGCAAACAAUCGAGGUCGAAUGAUGCCGAUGGAUUCCGCCGCCUCGGCGGCCAUGAAUAUCACGUUCAGAGGCGCUAUUUCCGGCGCGUUUGAGGGACACUUGCAAAGUUACGUCGAUUUAGAAAAGAGACAAAUGCUCGAUGGCAUCGAACGAGGGACGAAAACCGAGACGUGGGGGUCCGCGGAUUACGAAGCCGGAGGAGGCGGAGGUGAUGGCGCUCAAGCGGGGACGGGCGCAUCAGACAGUGGCGCUCCUUCCGGAUCCAAGAGUACUUCGUCAUCAAACGCGAGACCGACGAGCACUACGAAUAAGAGCGAUAAAAUUCUCAUCAGCUCCGGCGAUAUGUUCAUGAACAUCAAGAAAGUGUUCAAACGAUGCGCCAACUUGGCGAGAGGUCAAACGUUAUUCGAUAUGUUCAUCGCGUUUCAAGCGGUUUUAGAAACGUACGCGUUCAAACUCAACGAAAGAGCCGAACGCGCUGCGUCGGCCAUCGCCAACCCUCGCAAUUCCGAACAAGUCAAAAUGAACGAAAUCAAGGUUUUAGUUCUCAUAGUGAACACGGCGGAAUAUUGCGCGGAGACGAUUUUGCCGCUCGCGGAAUCGACUCGACGCGCUUUGGACCCGUCCUUUCGCGAGAAAAUUGACGGAUCCUCUUCCGAAGACGCGUUUCAAUCAUGCAUCGCGAAAACUUUGAACACGUUAGUUCGUUCCGUCACGCUUAAAACGGGCGUUUCUACUGAGGUCUUGCGCGUGAACUGGGGGACGAUUGAAACCGUCGGCGACCACUCGAAGUUUGUCGAAACGUGCGCGACGACGUUUUUGAACGCGUCUAAGAUUGUUCGCGCGAACGCGUCGUCAGAGAACCAUUUCCGAUUCUUCUGCGAAAAGCUCGCCGCAUCGGUUUCCAGAGAACUCAGAGCCACGUUACUUCGCGUCAAAAAGUUCUCUAUGGUUGGCUGUCAACAAGCGCUCUUGGACGCGAACGCGAUCAAAUCGCAACUCCUCGAAAUCCCUCUGGUCGUCUCCGGAGGAGGAGGAGGAUCCUCGUCUGCGUCGUCCUCAACGAACGCAACCAAUUACGCGCGCUCUUUCCGCCGAACCGUCGAACGCGAAUUCUCCCGCAUCGACGCCGUGCUCAAAUGCGUCCUCAACCCGGAAGACUCCAUCGCGGAAUCCCUCCGCGCCAUGGACCCGAAAGCCACCCGAAGCGAAUUCACGCGCAUCUGCGAAGCCAGAGGCAUGCGCAAAGCAGACAUCGCGCGAUUCGUCGAACAGUUCGACCGCCUAGGCACCACCGACGGCGACGAUACUUUCGACGAAGUAUCUGUCGCUGGAGCGGCGAUGGCGGGAAAUUCAGGAAACGACGGCGAAAGAGAUUUACGCCAACGCUCAAACUCAAAUCUGAAAAAUCUUAUGCAGAAAAUGAGCGCGGAUAUGAGCGGGAUGUUUACUGUCAAGAAGUGA
Messenger RNA from Bathycoccus prasinos, 2853 nucleotides. RefSeq lists its product with no specific name. The record is from RefSeq and is a predicted model, not a curated record. The coding region runs from base 1 to 2853 and encodes 950 amino acids. The transcript has a single exon. Gene Ontology annotation, cellular component: GARP complex. Gene Ontology annotation, biological process: retrograde transport, endosome to Golgi. NCBI's taxonomy places the organism in Eukaryota, Viridiplantae, Chlorophyta, Mamiellophyceae, Mamiellales, Bathycoccaceae.